Messenger RNA from Cordyceps militaris CM01, 2286 nucleotides. RefSeq lists its product as uncharacterized. NCBI's taxonomy places the organism in Eukaryota, Fungi, Ascomycota, Sordariomycetes, Hypocreales, Cordycipitaceae. The record is from RefSeq and is a predicted model, not a curated record. The coding region runs from base 1 to 2286 and encodes 761 amino acids. The transcript has 7 exons.
AUGGACGGGCCGGACGAUCCUGAUCAGCAACAGGAUGCGGCAGGCAUGAAUGGUGAUGAACCACCUCCAGAUGAUACUUCUGGUAACACUCCUCCAGCGGCAUCCCCUACCGAUGACACGGCUGGUGAUGAGUUACCUUCUGAGGAACCUGCUGGGGAUCAGCCUUCAGCAACCACUCCUGUAGGUGACUCACCCGCCAGGCCAGAGCCUACUGCUGUUACUCCUGCUCAUCCCACGGAGGACGAUCCCGACGGCAACCAUGACGGCGAGGAUGACGAUGGUAUUGAUGAGUAUCUAGCCAUGGCGCUGAAGCGCCAAUCUAUGGUAAAUAUCAAGGAAAAUACGAUGGCAUUGGAGGAUUUCUUCAUUGGACUCGACUUUGACGAUAGUGAUAUGCAAAACUCUGCACCGGCAGAGGAUGACCUGCCGUUUAUCUACGAGGAUGGCAUUGUGCCAACUGAGGAGAACCCCAAUGACGACCCCAACAGCGGCGAUCCUGUUUUUGACCCCCCGAUGCCAACCCCGUCAACAGUAGCCCCUCUCAGGAAGGAGACAAACUGUCCCGGCGAAAGACUGCGGCUCGGAAUGCCGUCUCGCGGCUCGGAAUGCCGUCUCGCGGCUCGGAAUGCCGUCUCGCGGCUCGGAAUGCCGUCUCGCGGCUCGGAAUGCCGUCUCGCGGCUCGGAAUGCCGUCUCGCGGCUCGGAAUGCCGUCUCGCGGCUCGGAAUGCCGUCUCGCGGCAACGGCGCAGCCAGCAUUCUGUCGUGUCCUUUUCCAAUCCUUUGCCAAAGUCGUUGCCGUCAUUGAGUCAGUAAUUGUCGAAAUCGCCAUCAUCAGUGGAAAGCUGAUUGCAGCUGCGUUUGGCGUCCCCUUUAGCCACUUCUACCAUAAUGAUUUUAAAUUUGACUAUCAACCAAAAUUUUCCUCGACCAACAAGCCACCCAAUAUUUUCAACGUCGACAAUGGCGGAGCUGGCUGCGCGAAAUGUGGCAUUCACGCUGAUUUUUCCGUCGACGGUGUGCUUGCCUUUAGUAUCAAGGCUGGUGUCACCAAGGGCAGUGUGUCUUUAGUCAACAAGAAGGCCUUCACUAUCGAUGCUCAGUUUGGCAUCCAGGUGGAAUUACAGGCUGAAAAGUCGAUUGACUUGGUUAAAAAGCAGCUGGGUAGCCUGCCACUCAGCCCACUCACGAUCCCGGGCAUCAUCCUGCUUGGGCCGGAGGUUACAGUCAGCGCGGAGCUGGAGCUGACUCUGAACGGCCUGGCGAACUUGCUCAUCGGUGGGAGUCUGUCAGUUUCCGAGGGUCGAGCGGUUAUGGAUGCUGUCAAUUCGACACGAAACGAGCUUACCGGUCUCAAAGCAGAAUUUACGCCAGUCGCCAAGCUGAAUGGCACUAUCACUGCGUCGAUGCAGCUCGGCCUUCCCAUUGCCCUCGAGGUGGGCCUUGAUAUUCUGAACGGCAAGUGGAAGAAGUCUGUCGGGCUGGUGGAAAAGCCCAGCGACGCUUCUGCCACCGUGGCCAAGAAUGUGGAUAAGGCAUGCAGUAAUGGAGUCGAGAUUCGCGUCGGGGUGAAGAAUCAACUUUACCUUUCCGUACUCGAUUACUACGAGGUUCCCAUUCGGAACGACAUCAUCUAUGAGCGCGGCUUGGUCUGCAUCAGUUCUAAAGGUUUUAAUUUCCAGGAUGUUGGAGCCGGGACGGCGUUCAACCAGGCCAUCGCGGGAUCGCCAGGUCGUAAGGAUCAGAUCGCAGACAGCCAGCCCGAGUUUAGAAACGUCUCUCAGAGCCUGACUCCAAAGGUUGGCAAUACUGGUUAUCGCGUCAUCGUGGACCAUGGCCAGACGUCAAUUGUCGUGGCCGGCAAGGAUGGCGGCGUCUACCUCGUCGCAAGUGAUGAAAGGUACGACCUUAGCGCGCCUUGGGGAACGCUUGAUCUCAACUCCAACCUGGUCAACCUCGACGUCUUUGGGCGAAUCAUGUCAGUCAAUCUCUUUUUCGCAUUUCUUGGCCUGGCGGAUGUGCAGCUUGUCGAUCCGAAAUUCGUCCCUGAAGACAACAAAGUAGCGAGCCUGAACAUGGUCAAGGAGGAUAGCUCUGAAGAAUAUCAGGGUUAUGCCAUCGUCGUCGGGGAGCAAGAGAAGAAGCAGGACAAAGGCCAUCUCGUCAAGCCGGCCGGCAACCAGAAACGCCAAGAUGCCUUUAAGAGGCUUCUUACAAGCGAAAAAAUCGGUGUCGUUGACCCUUCCAAGGACUGUCGAACCGUCCGCCUGACCUCAAAGCCUUCUUGA